Molecule: messenger RNA, 11941 nt
Organism: Oncorhynchus gorbuscha (pink salmon)
Lineage: Eukaryota; Metazoa; Chordata; Actinopteri; Salmoniformes; Salmonidae
Gene: ranbp2
Product: RAN binding protein 2
Exons: 29
Coding region: 132-10067 (3311 amino acids)
Biological process (GO): intracellular transport; protein peptidyl-prolyl isomerization
Cellular component (GO): cytoplasm; nuclear pore
Molecular function (GO): protein binding; peptidyl-prolyl cis-trans isomerase activity; GTPase activator activity
Source: RefSeq, a predicted model, not a curated record
AGAAGCGGGGAGAAAGGGCGAAUUAGCGAAGCAGUGGGGGAAAUAUUUACGAUUCCUGCUUUUUCCGGAUGAGUUUUGUCACUCUAUGCAAUUUUAGUUUUGAAUUAUAAGAAAAUACGCUUUACACAGCCAUGCGGCGAAAUAAGGCCGAAGUGGACGAAUAUAUUUAUUCAGUAGAGAGUUCCUCUCCUUCACUCAAAGAGAAACCAAUUAAAGGAUUUUUAUUUGCUAAAUUAUACUUCGAGGCUAAGGAGUAUGAACUUGCUAAAAGACAUGUAUCAGCAUAUCUGAAGGUGGCGGAAAGAGACCCCAAAGCACACAAGUUCCUGGGCAAACUUUAUGAGAGGGAAGGAGAUAUCAACAAGGCCAUAGGAUGUUACAAGCGGUCUGUGGACCUGAACCCAGCCCAGGGGGACCUGGUUUUGAAGGUGGCUGAGCUGCUGGUCAGUAAGACCGAGAGAGACAACAGAGCAGAGUUCUGGGUGGAGAAAGCUGCCAAGCUGCUGCCUGGACACCUUGCUGUCUUCAACCUCAAGGAGCACCUGCUGAAUCAACAGGGCCAACAGGGGUGGAACCAGUUGUUUGACCUACUGCAGGCAGAGCUGGCUGUGAGGCCUGGUGAUGCACAUAUCAACAUCAAGCUGGUUCAGUUGUUCUCCUCCGAUGGCAGGCUGGAGGAGGCUGUCAAACACUGUCUGGCCACAGAGAAGAGAGGCCUGCUUAGAUCCAGCUUGGACUGGUACUCUACUGUAGUACACACUCUGCAGGAAUCCCUAGCCCAGCCCAGUGUUUCGUCCAAUGAGAAGAUGCGGCAACAUCGGCAGAGAGAGCUACUUUUGGCACACUGCAGCCUGCUGAGACUGACUCUGCAGGGGAAAGGACUGCAGCCUAGCAUCCAGGCCCUCUGGAGUUUUGACUGUGCGAUGCAGGGCCUGAAGAGGGCAGAGGGCAGUGUAACAGAUGAUCUGUCUGGGGUCUAUGUGGAGAUGAGGGGACAUCUGUACCUGCAUGCUGGCACUCUGCUACUGAAGAUGGCUCAGGAGAGAGAACAGCAAUGGCGGGCUGUCAUUGAUCUGGCUGCUCUCUGCUAUCUGCUGGCCUACCAGGUCCCCAAGCCAAAGAGCAAGGUGUCUAAACGUGACCAGUCUCCUCCUCAGCCUCUGGAGCUGCUGGCUAGUGACAGAAAGAGCCAGGCUGGACACAUGCUGCUAAACCUCAAGCCCGAGACACACACCUUUGUCAGAGAGGUGGUGGAGGCGUUUGGGAACCGUAGUGGUCAGGGCGCUUUGUUUGAGUUUUUGUUUGGACCUCUGGCUCCGGUCGGGUCUUCCUUCAUUGGCAACGAUGACAUCCGCUCCAUCAACACACAGGCUCCAGAGAUAUCUGACCUUACCAAAUGGGAUAACGGCUCCAUCCAGCUCCAUGGUGGGGACCUCCAGCAGCUGUGUUGGCUGGGCCUCCAAUGGUCUCUCUUGGCCCAGAGGCCUGCUCUGAGGGACUGGCUCAAACAGCUGUUCCCCAGGCUCAACCUGGAGACCUCCAAACUGGACACCAACACACCAGAGUCCAUCUGCCUGCUAGACCUGGAGGUGUUCCUGUGUGGGGUGGUGUGGUGCAGUCACACCCAGCUCCAGGAGAGGGCCAGGAUCGCUUCUACUGGUCAACAUGAGCCCCGCUGCCUGCCCCUGCCCCUUCUCCACCACCUCUUCACGGACAGACAGAGGGACUGGUGGGACGCAGUCUACAGGCUCAUUCACAAACGAGCUGCGCCUGGCAUGUCAGCCAAACUGAGGAUGACGGUUCAACAUGGACUAAGCACCUUGCGAGCCGGAGAGAAACAUGGCCUUCAACCAGCCCUGCCCAUACACUGGGCCCAGCACCUCAGCUCAGCGGGGUUUGGUGUGAACUCAUACUAUCACCACGAAUACAUAAGGCGGAGUGUCCACUACUGGAACGUGGUGCUCCCCCUGCUGGACAAGAUCAAGAGGAGACGUGGCAUCCCUGGACCCCUGGACCCCCUGUUCAUACACUUCCCCUCUAGAGACAUAGAGAUCCCAUCAGUGAAGGGCUUUGAGGAGGAGGCCAAGAUAGCAUUUGCGACCCUCCUGGACAUCGAGGGGAAGACAGAGGAGGCUAUUGCUACCCUGGAGACGAUCAACAACAUCUCGUCUAACUGGCACCUAGCUAGGAUCUUCCAGCGUCUGUCUGAGGAGGCUGGUAGCGGGGUGGAGGAGACACAGGACAGGUGCAUCAUGUUCCUCAGGAAGUUCAGAACUUACCUGUCCAAGAUCUACAACGCCAACGCUGACGACAUGGAUAAGCUGCCCGUUUCGAUGGAGGAGGUGAUGGAUCUCCUGAACGAUGUGAAACAGCAGCUGGAGGAGAGUGGAGAAGCGAUGGAUGAAGAGGACGACGGCGGACCGGUCCACUCCAGCCUUCAGUUUACUAAGCCUGAUGCUUCAAUCUCUUGUGUCAAAUUCGCCCCAUUAACCCCCUCCCCCAGCAAGAGCUUGGCCUCUCCCUCCAAAAGACACCUGAUUUCCCCAAAGACACCACCUCAUUGGGCGGAGGACCAGAAGUGCCUCCUGCAGAUGCUCUGCCAGCAGGUGGAGAGCCUCAAGAAUGAGGUCCAUGACCUGAGGCAUCACUCGUCAGACAGCAUGGCGUCACCCCACCAAAGAAUGUAUGGAGAUGGGUACGGGGCUGAGAGCAUACAGGAGGGGUACCCCCCAGCACAGACCUUCCAUGGAGCACCCCUCACUGUUGCCACCACACAGGCACCCUCUAUGUAUUACAAUCAAUCCUCUGCUUAUAAUGCCGGACAGUAUCUCCUUCGUACGGCAGCCAAUGUUACUCCAACAAAGGCUCCUGUGUAUGGAAUCAACCGCCUGCCACCCCAGCAGCACAUGUAUGCCUACCAGCAGCCCACAAACACACCUCCCCUACAGUCAACACCAGCCUGCAUCUACCCUCCUCAAGAUCAGGUCUUCGGUGCCCCUCUCCGCUUCGAGUCACCAGCAACCAGUCUACUCUCCCCAUACAGUGAGGAAUACUAUGGCCACUCUCAGCCCACCACAAACCCUCCCCUCCCAGAGCCUGGCUACUUCACCAAGCCCUCCAUUGUACCUGUCCAACCACCAAAGAGCAUCGAGGGGAAGCCUGUUGGCUUUGGGAAGAUCUCUUUUGGCCAGCCGAUCCAUGCUGAGCCUCCUAAGUUGCCUAGCUUUGGUGCUGGAAUAGUCGCCCAGUCCACUCCAUCAUCCGCUGCCUUUAAAUUCAACUCCAACUUUAAAUCAAAUGACGGGGACUUCACUUUCAAGUCCAAAAACAAUGAGAGCCUGUUGGGUCUUCUGACGUCAGACAUUCCCACCAAAUCUGAGGGCCCCUCGGAGGGGAAGCACCAAGAGCCUCCUAGUCAGGGAGGGAUUUUUACCUUUGGCCCUAAAAGUGCGUCUGAGUUCUCCUUUGCUGACACAAUCCAGAUCCAGGACAAACCAAACCUGUUUGGAAAAUUUGACCAGCCAUUUAGUUUUACUGAUGUAACCACGCCGGUAUUUGGGCUGGCAAACACAGCAGAGGAGGAGAAGGGAGCCGAGAGCAACAACGACAGCACUCAUGUGGAGGAAGACGAGGAUGGGCCUCACUUUGAGCCUAUUGUGCCCCUCCCUGACAAAGUAGACGUGAAGACUGGAGAGGAGGAAGAGGAGGAAAUGUUCUGUAACAGGGCCAAGCUGUUCAGAUUCGAUGCGGAGACAAAAGAGUGGAAAGAGAGAGGUAUCGGCUUAGUCAAAAUCCUAAAGCACAAUAGAUCAGGAAAAGUGCGUCUGCUGAUGAGGAGGGAGCAGGUUCUGAAGAUCUGCGCUAACCACUACAUCACGCCAGAUAUGCUCCUGAAACCAAAUGCUGGAUCUGACAAGUCCUGGGUCUGGAAUGCCGUUGAUUAUGCGGAUGAGGAACCAAGGCCUGAGCAACUGGCCAUCCGGUACAAAACGGAAGACGAGGCAUUGCUCUUCAAGACAAAGUUUGAAGAGGCUCAGAAGAUCGUUCCCAAAUCUCCAAAAAUGCAGCAAGAUCAGUCAUAUAGGAAAAAUAAUUUUCCUAAACCCUCUGCUCCGUUGGCGACAAACUUUGCUGCCCAAUUUGCAAAGAAGUACGGGGAGUGGGACUGCGACGUGUGCUGUGUAAGAAAUGCAGCUAAAGUUAUGCAGUGUGUUGCCUGCCAGACUGCCAACCCUAAUGCCCCAUCAAAGCUGGACAGCGCACCGGCUACUGACAUCAAAGGGUUUACUAGUGGGGCAGCUUCAGUGGGAGGAUUUACUUUUGGAUUUGGAGCUGACUCAUCAAAAGACACCAGCAGCGCAGGAUCUAUUGGAGAAGGAUUUGGGUCUUUUGGAGCUCAGAUACCCUCCUCCUUUACGUUUGGAACCAGUGGCACCACUUGUAUACCUGCUGCUGGUUUUGGUGCCCAGUUUGGAAAGAGGCAAGAAACCACAAAAGUUGCAGCAGAAUCAAAGCCCUCAACCAUGCCAUUUGGCUCUGGAUUUGGUGUGCAGUUCAGCAUAAAUCCAGGGCAGUGGGACUGCGAUACAUGCACUUUAAGAAAUGAGGCAUUUUCAAACAGUUGUCUCUCUUGUCAAACUCCUAACCCUUCAAGAAAACCUGCUGCUGUUGCCCCAGCUUUGGCAACCCUCUCAAUUGGGUCUGGAUUUGGUGCACAGUUUGGCAAAAAAACAGGGCAGUGGGAGUGUGACACGUGUCUUGUUAGAAAUGAGGAGUCUGCUAGCAGUUGUGUUUCUUGUCAAACUCCAAACCCUGUAGCCAAAACAGAUGUGGAUGGAGCAGCACAAUCAAAGCCCUCAACCAUGCCAUUUGGUGCCCCGGCUUUGGCAACCCUCUCAACUGGGUCUGGAUUUGGUGCCGAAUUCAGCAAAAAGCUAGGGCAAUGGGACUGUGAUACAUGCGUUGUAAGAAACGAGGCUUCUUCAAGCAGUUGUGUUUCUUGUCAAACUCCUAACCCUUCAGCAAAAUUAACAGCAGAGGUAGCACCAACAACAGAGCCAACAGUGUCAGACUUUGGUGCUGCUUUUUCAAGGAAUGAUGGACAAUGGGACUGUGACACCUGUCUAGUGAGGAAUGAUGCAUCUGCCUCUAAGUGUGUUUCCUGCCAGACACCCAACCCCAAUGCUAGCAGCUCCUCUCUUAGGGACAUGUUUGCCCGGCAGGAGGGACAGUGGGACUGUGACACAUGUCUUGUCAGAAACAACGACUCUGCUAGUCAAUGUGUCUCCUGUCAGAUGCCCAAUCCCAAUGUUAAGAGCAUAGCCACACCCGCCACUUCCAGCUCAUCCUUCAGCUUUGACUUCGGGAGUCGGACUGCCUCUACUCAACCCACAGGCACUGGGUUUAAAGCAAACUUCAACGGUGACAGCUCUUUGCAGUUUGGCACAGGCAAAGUUGAUAAAAGUUCCCCUGCAUCCUUCAAGUUUGAGAUCCCUCCUCAGGCUGAAAGCAGUACCCCCACUGCUGCAGGCUUCUCUUUCACCAUGCCCAUCCCAGCAGGUGGCUUUAAGUUUGGCACUCAGGAAACUGCAAAGGAAACCCUACCAGCUGAAACUCAGACUCCUUCUUCAGGGUCUGCGUCAAUGUUCCUGAAGAAUAUCGCAGAGCAGCACAGAGAGAAGGAAUCUGGUGUCAGUGUAUAUCCAUCAGUGCUGUCAGUGGACAAGACGGGUCAGGAUGAAAAUCCCCUCUUCAUUGGCAAACCCAACGACUUCAGUUUUGCAGACUUGGCUAAAAACUCACAAGGAGACUUCCAGUUUGGUCAGACUGACUCCAAUUUCAAAGGCUUCACCCGCGCUGGUGAGCAGCUGUUCACAUCCCUUCAGUCAAACCAGAGGGCAGACACCUCAGCUGACCAGGAUGAAGAGGGCAUAUACAAGACAGAGGAUAAUGACGAUAUCCAGUUUGAGCCUGUGGUCCAGAUGCCAGAGAAAGUGGACCUGGUCACAGGAGAAGAGGACGAACAGGCCCUCUACUCCCAGAGAGUGAAGCUCUUCAGGUUUGACGGAGACAUCAGCCAGUGGAAGGAGAGGGGCGUUGGGGUCCUCAAGUUCCUGAAGAACGCCACCAAUGGCAGGCUCAGGGUGCUGAUGAGGAGAGAGCAGGUCCUGAAGGUGUGUGCCAACCACUGGAUCACCACCACCAUGAACCUGAAGCCCUUGGCUGGCUCCGACAAGGCCUGGAUGUGGCUGGCUAAUGACUUCUCUGAUGGAGAUGCCAGACUGGAGCAACUCGCUGCCAAGUUUAAAACCCCGGAGCUGGCUGGGGAGUUCAAGCUGAAGUUUGAGGAGUGUCAGAGGCUCCUGUUAGACAUCCCACUGCAGACUCCUCACAAGCUUGUUGACACAGGCAGAACUGCACAUCUCAUCCAGAAGGCAGAGGAGAUGAAGUCCGGCCUGAAAGAUCUUAAAUCUUUCCUGACCGAUGACAAAACCAAGAUCAAGGAGGACGACAGCCAUGCUAACAUCACGACAACCAGUAACACCUCUGGUCUGAAUAUCAAGCCCCACGCAGAGAACACUGGCCCUACCUUAGAAUGGGACAACUAUGACCUGAGAGAGGAGGCUCUGGACGACAGUGCUGACACCUCUGUCUACGCCUUACCCCUGGCAAGCAGCCCAAUUAGGAAGAACCUCUUCUGCUUUGGAGAAUCCACAGAGGGCUUCAACUUCAGCUUCCAGCCUGUCGUCAGUCCCGCCAAGUCGCUGGCCAAGAUGAACCAGAGCGGGGUGUCUGCGGACGAGGAGCAGGACAUUAGCCAGGAGGAGGAGCGGGACGGCCUGUACUUUGAGCCUGUGGUUCCCCUGCCAGACCUGGUGGAGAUCUCCACUGGAGAGGAGAAUGAAAACGUGUGUUUCAGCCACAGGGCAAAGCUGUAUCGCUAUGACAAAGACCUGAACCAGUGGAAGGAGAGGGGCAUCGGAGACCUCAAGAUACUGCAGAACUGCGAUACCAAACGAGUCAGACUCAUCAUGAGGAGAGACCAAGUCCUGAAAAUCUGCGCCAACCAUUGGGUCACAUCUUCUAUGAAGUUGGAGCCCAUGAAGGGUGCUGAGAAGGCCUGGGUCUGGAGCGCUAUUGACUUUGCCGAGGUAACUAAGGGAAAUGUUGAGCAGUUAGCUGUCAGAUUCAAACUGAAGGAUGUGGCUAACUCCUUCAGAGAUAUAUUUGACCGGGCUAAAACUGCCCAAGAGAAUGAGAUUCUGGUCACUCCAAUCGCCUCCAGUGAGACCCUUACUCAGGAGGAAGCAAUAGUGACGGGGACAACCGUGUGUGGACAAGCUGCUGUGGCCAUCCUGGAGGAGACCACCACAGAACGGACGGAGCUGAAUCAUGAGACUUUACACACCCCUGACUGUAAGUCCUCCACCGGUACUCCACAUAGCCCUCUCAACCUCUCCAGGAUGGUGAUGUCCCCACCCAAGUUCCUCUUUGGAACAGACUCUCUCCAAAAGUUUUUCGGCAGCAGCCCACCAUCAUCCAAGGAGGAUAGUUCUCCAGAGAGCUCCAAGGUUAAAGACAGCGGUCGGACCUCCCAGCCUUUAACUGCAUUCAAAAUCUCAGAAAAGGCACCCUCCCAUGCGGAGGCCGACAGUGAGGUGGAAGUGGUGUAUGUGAGGCAGCCAACAGUUGAGCAGGCUCUUCUGGCUAAGGAACUCCUGCUGCCUCUCACCUUCUUCUGCUACCAGAACGAACCAGGAUAUACCAGCGACGACCAGACUGAUGAUGAGGACUUUGAGACAGCAGUUAAAGCCCUGAAUGGAAUACUAUACCAGGAUCCUCCUGAGAGAGAGGCUGCAAGUGCAGGUUCUGCAGGCCAGGCCGAGGCAGGUGUUGAAGGUCUGGACCCGGAGGUUGAGGUUUUAUGGGAGAAGAGGCCAACUCCAGAGGAGGAACAGAAAGCCAGGAACCUGCAGCUGCCUUCAACCUUCUUCUGUGGUGUAGGCAGCGACAGCGAGGCAGAGAAGGACAAGCCAGAGGACUUUGAGACAGAGUUCCGCAAAGCACAGGAGGCUCUGGAUGCUGAGAGAAGCUCAGACCCUGUUUCAUCUGAGGAUGUGUCCUCCAGCACCUGCGAUACAGUGCCAGAACUACAGGUCCCAGACCAGUACCCCAGCAGCCAGGAACAGGCUUCAGAUCAGUCUGGGGCAGAAGUCCAGUCUUCUACAGCAGAGGAAUAUGUCCCAGAUCAGUCCUUAACCAUUCAGGAGGCUGAAAUCCCAACCCCAGGUAGCCAGGAACAGGCCACAGAACAGUCAGUUACCAUCCAGGAUGCAGACAUCCAAUCUUCUACAGCAGAGGAACAGGUCCCAGUUCAAUCAGUAACCAUCCAGGAGGCAGAUGUCCAGUCCUCUAUAGCAGAGGAACAGGUCCCAGUUCAAUCAGUAACCAUCCAGGAGGCAGAGGUCCAGUCCACCACAGAGGAGCAGCAGACUCCAGAUCAGUCAGACUCCACUUCAACACCAUCGCAGACUGCCGUCUCCCGCAGCAGGGAGCAGGCUACCACUCCAAACCCUUCAGAAAAACCUGCUGCUAGUCCCCCAGCUUUGGUAACCCCCUCAUUUGGUUUUGGAUUUGGUGCACAGUUUGGCAAAAAGCCAGGGCAGUGGGAGUGUGACAUGUGUCUUGUUAGAAAUGAGGAGUCUGCAAGCAGUUGUGUUUCUUGUCAAACUCUAAACCCUGCUGCCAGCAGCGGGGAACAGGCUCCAGAUCAGUCAGACUCUACUCCUGCAGCUAUCAGCAGCAGCCCUAUAGACCUGUCCGCCAAGAAGACCUCUGAGCCUGACUCCAAUACUACAUUUACUACAACCACUACUCGGGAUGCUCUUAACUCAUUUGGCUCAUUGGGCUUCAGUGCUCUAGGAGGGGAAGGAUUCUCCUUUGCUGAUCUGGCACAUAACACUGGGGGGGAAUUUGCCUUUGGAAAACAAGAUUCCAACUUCUCGUGGGCGAAUGCCGGGGCUACGUUGUUUGGAGCUGCAGACCCAGCCAAAGCUGAGGGAGGGGAGGAGGAGUGUGAUGAAGGGGACACUAAUAAUGUGGGCAUUGACUUUGAACCCAUAGUCUCUCUACCAGAGGUGGAGACUAAGUCAGGGGAGGAGGAUGAGGAGAUCCUGUUUAAGGAGCGUACCAAGCUGUACCGCUGGGAGAGAGACCUGGGCCAGUGGAAGGAGAGGGGUGUGGGAGACAUCAAGAUCCUCUUCCACCCCGAUAAGCGGUUCUACCGGGUGCUGAUGAGGAGGGAGCAGGUGCUGAAGGUCUGUGCCAAUCACACCAUCUGUCAGAGCAUGGAGCUCAAACCCAUGAACACCUCUAACCAAGCCCUAGUCUGGACAGCUACUGACUUUUCAGAGGGUGAGGGUAAGGUGGAACAGUUGGCAGCCAAGUUUAAGACCGCGGAGCUGGCCGAGAGUUUCAGGAAGACCUUCUGUGAGUGUCAGCGUCAAAUGAGCCAAUCAGAGGCCUCCACCCUCUCCUCCCCCCAGCUGUCCAGGGUACAGGAACAUUCCAGAGACACCAAUCCCCAGGUGUACCUCUCUAUCUCCGCUGACGACGAACCCCUGGGAACGGUCACCAUAGAACUGUUCUCUCACAUCGUCCCCAAGACAGCUGAGAACUUCAGAGCGCUUUGUACAGGACAGAAAGGCUUCGGGCUGCGCAACACUGUCUUCCACAGGGUCGUACCCGACUUCAUGUGUCAGGGUGGAGACAUCACCAACCAGGAUGGGACAGGAGGGAAAUCCAUCUACGGGCACAAGUUUGAGGAUGAGAAUUUUGACGUGCGCCACACAGGCCCGGGGCUGCUGUCCAUGGCCAACCACGGCCGAGACACCAACAACUCCCAGUUCUUCAUCACUUUGAAGAAGGCUGAGCACUUGGACUUCAAACACGUGGCCUUUGGCUUCGUCAGAGAGGGCAUGGAUGUGGUUCGCAGCAUGGGAGAGCUGGGCACCAAGACUGGCAAACCCAGCAAGAAGAUUGUCAUCACCGAAUGUGGACAACUGUAGAGCUUUGUUCUGUUCACUGACUGUUGACAACUCAACUGUAGAGCUUCGCUCUGUUCACUGGCACUUGACAACUCAACUGUAGAGCUUCGCUCUGUUCACUGACUGUUGACAACUCAACUGUAGAGCUUCGCUCUGUUCACUGACUGUUGACAACUCAACUGUAGAGCUUCGCUCUGUUCACUGACUGUUGACAACUCAACUGUAGAGCUUCGCUCUGUUCACUGACUGUUGACAACUCAACUGUAGGGUUGAAAUCUGGUCUCUGACUGGACGUCUAUCGGCCUUCACUCUGGCCAUGGACUGGACAGUGAUAGGCUUUCAAACUGUGGAGUGGACAACUAUAGUAGGCAAAUCUCAAAUGAGACCCUAUACCUCAUGUAAUGUAAAACAUGUUUUGUUUUUUUGCAGGGUUCUGGUAGUGUACUACAGGGGAAAUAGGGUGUCAUUUGAGACCGAGAUGGUCUCCUUUUCAUAAGUGUUGCCCCACCCUGAGGGCAGCAUGUGACUGCGUGAAUCUCCAGACUUUAUUUUUGUGUAUAAUGUACAUUAAAUUAUUUUCAUGUGUUCUAUUAAAAGUUCAAAACGCUGGUUCCUUCAUAAGCUCCCUAACUGGAUUGUUUUGCAUAAUUAAGCCUUAAUUGAGAUUAACAAGAAACCUUGUUUAAAAACCAACCUCUGUUCAAAAUGAACUAUGUUCCUCUCUCCUGCUCCCUGUGAAUACUUUUAGGUGUGGUGGUGUGUUUUUGUGUAUACAUUGAUUUCAUAAUGUGCAAAUCAUUGAGACGAACCUUGUUCAUCUUAAACUCCGAAAGUAGGAAUAUGAAGAACUAUAACCUGCUGUGUGACACUUUGGGAGGGGGAUGACAUAUCUUGUGGUUGUGGAAGAAGCUUCCAUGGUUUUCUGUUGACAAAUAUCACUUGGCAUUGAAACAAUUCUUAUUGUCAAUAUAUAAAUGAUGCUGGAGAAUGUCUUUAGAAAUAAAGUUGCUUUAUACUGAUAAUUAUGAGGAUGCCCUUUACGAUUUCAAACACACUACAUGACUAAAAGUAUGUGGACACCUGGCGUUGAACAUCUCAUUCCAAAAUCAUAGUCAUUAAUAUGGAGUUGGUCCCCCUUGCUGCUUUAACAGUCUCCACUCUUCUGGGGAGGCUUUCCACUAGAUGUUGCAACAUUGCUGCAGGGACUUGCUUCUAUUCAGCCACAAGACCAUUAGUGAGGUCUGGCACUGAUCUUGGGCGGUUAGCCCUGGCUCGCAGUCGACAUUCCAAUUCAUCCGAAAGGUGUUUGAUUUGGUUGAGGUCAGGGCUAUGUGCAGGCCAGUUAAGUUCUUCCAUAUCGAUUGAGACAAACCCCCUCUGUAUGGACCUCGCUUUGUGCACAGGGUGAUUGUCAUGCUGAAACCGUAAAAGGCCUUCCCCAAACUGUUGGCACAAAGUUGGAAGCACAGAAUUGUCUAGAAUGUCAUUGUAUGCUAUAGCAUUAAGAUUUCCGGUCACUGGAACUAAGGGGCCUCGCCCAAACCAUGAACAACAGACCCAGACCACUAUUUUUUUCCACUGCUCGGCUCAUUAAGAAGGAAAGAUAUUCCACAAAUUAACUUUUAAGAAGGCACACCUGUUAAUUGAAAUGCAUUCCAGGUGACUACCUCAUGUAGCUGGUUGGGAGAAUGCCAAGUGUGCAAAGCUGUCAUGAAGGCAAAUGGUGGGUACUUUGAAGAAUCUCAUAUCGAAUAUAUUUAGAUUUGCUUAACUUUUUUGUUUACUGCAUGAUUCCAUGUGUUAUUUUGUAGUUUUGAUGCUAUAGAUUUUGAUGCCUUCACCAUUAUUCUACUAUGUAGAAAAUAGUAAAAAAUAAAGAAAAACCCUGGAAUGAG